GUAAGAAGUCCUCUCAGUGUGUAUGACUGUUUAUGGGUGUGUAGAGAGAUAGUGAGGAAGGCAACACCUUGGUGCCAAAUGAAAACAAUCAGAGAUUUAUUAACGAAGGUACAAGGUUCAAAAAGUGGCAAAGCUUCAGAGUCAUUGACAGAGGAAGGCUGCACAGGAAUGAAGGAAUGAAGGGAAACAGCUGGUAGAUUUUCACCAACUUCUGACUUGAUGUGGACAUCUGUUCAUCUCAAAUACAGCUAUCUUUGAAUCAGGUCCAAAGUUUUGUCCUUACACGUCAUGGCUGACACUGCCUGGUGGAAACUGACCUUCUUGAAGAAGAAGUCAAAGGAGCCCAAGGUCCUUUAUGAAAUCCCAGCUGAGUACGGAAGCAACACGGGAAAUAAAGAGUUGUCCAACCCCCCACAAAGCAUAGAUAAUGCAGGCAGUCAGCUAAAUGCCAAGCUGGAAAAGAUCGUGGACAGGUCUGCUGCCAAAAGCCGUCAUGUCAAAGUCUCUAACUCUGGCCGUUUCAAAGAGAAAAAGAGGGUUCGAUCCACUUUGACUGAAAAUUCCAGUAUUUUCAACGAACACAACAGGACUGACGAAAACUUUGCAGUAGAGAAAUAGCACACAUUCUUAAAAAGAAGAUGCUCUUCGUCCAUAUGCAUUAUAUCUCUGCACUCACACACACACACACACACAUCUGUUUUUAAUCAGUGAAUCCAAAUCCACACACACACAAUGAAAUAAAAGCUAUUAUAAAAGCAACUAUAUUGCUGCAAAACUUCCUCAUUAUUCUUAGCUAGUUAUAAACCCAGAGAUGUUCUUAUUUACAUAAAGUAUUUUACAGAACAACAACAUUUCUCUUAUGGGGCAUAUUUUACAAGUACCUUUUAGGAGGUUUUCUGAAAAGAUGUUCAGAUAGCAGAAAAUUAUUAGCAUGGGCUAUUUACCCUGUGUGCAGAGAUGUGUAAUUUUUAAUAUUCAAUGUAUAAUUUGUACUAUUAAUUAAUCAGGCCUCUUUUAUGUGCAUUUUAACAUGAUGUUUGGAUUGUUUGUUAAAAAAAGUCUAAUUGUGUUGAUUAUGUGAUAGUACUGGAUGUUUAAACAAAGACAGCAGAACAGUCAUUUUUAGUGUUUAAUGCACCAGGACAUUAACGAAGGGCAAAUAUUCUAUGUUUAAAUACAACAGAUCUAUUUUGGUGCUGGUGUUGCUUAUUAUUUGCCUACUGUUUUAUCUAAUGACCCUAAUAAUAAUAAUAAUAAAAAAAACAA
Clarias gariepinus (North African catfish) is the source of this 1266-nucleotide messenger RNA. It is a transcript of the gene prr15lb, whose product is annotated as proline rich 15 like b. The record is from RefSeq and is a predicted model, not a curated record. Bases 289 to 618 code for a protein of 109 amino acids. The transcript has 2 exons. NCBI's taxonomy places the organism in Eukaryota, Metazoa, Chordata, Actinopteri, Siluriformes, Clariidae.